Oldenlandia corymbosa var. corymbosa is the source of this 384-nucleotide messenger RNA. NCBI's taxonomy places the organism in Eukaryota, Viridiplantae, Streptophyta, Magnoliopsida, Gentianales, Rubiaceae. The record is from the annotation of a GenBank genome assembly.
AUGACAAGAGAAGGAUACCAUUCUCCGAAGAGUUCAACUGCAUCCACAACCUCAAGUACUCAAACCUCUGCAAGUGAUGAUUUUUCUCCCAGGAGUUUGGAGAAGCAUUGCCGUCCAAUUGAUGUUGUAAGAAUGGAAACCGGAGUUAAAGGAACUGUUAUGGAAAGGUUGUCCCACAUUGAGGAUCGCUUACUAAAGCUAGAGGAGGAGAUGGAAGCUGAGAGAAGGAGAUCAGUGGCAGCGGCCGCCCCUGUUCUGCCGGCUGUGGCGGCGGCGCCAUCGUCGGAGAAAACGAGUUCCAGGACUGCGAGAAAAAGUUUGAAGAGCUUGGUUAGAUCAUGCGUCAAGGGGAAAAAGGAGUCCAACUCCAAACCUUGGAAGUAG